AGACAUUGUUGAGCUACAACAAUGCUACGCAAGGGUAUUACGGAGAGCUUUGGAGCUGUUAUUCAUGCCCUCAACACAACUCAGCUAACAGAUGGUGUGAUCAACAGGAGCAAAAGGAUGAUGCUGGACACCCUGGGUGUCGGGUUGUUAGGAACCAGGACAGCUGUCUUCAACAAGGCUCUCAAAUACAGCCAGUCGUUCAUAUCUGAGGACAGGAGCAGUGUUUGGGGUAAAUCAGCAAUAGCUCUCCCAGCACCUUAUGCUGCAUUUGUCAAUGGUGUCGCUGUUCACUCCAUGGACUUUGAUGACACAUGGCACCCUGCUACUCAUCCGUCGGGAGCUGUGCUGCCUGCCCUGUUGGCCCUGGCAGAGACGCUGCCCAGUCAGCCCUCUGGUCUAGAUCUGCUGCUGGCCUAUAAUGUUGGCAUCGAGGUGCAGGGGAGACUGCUGAGGUUCUCCAGAGAAGCCUACAACAUCCCUGAGAGAUUCCAUCCUCCCAGUGUUGUUGGGGUGAUGGGGAGCGCUGCAGCCUCAGCUAAGCUCCUGGGUUUGUCCCCUUCACAGUGCAGUCAUGCUCUUGCUCUUGCAGCCUCCUCUGCUGGGGCUCCCUUGGCCAAUGCUGCCACACAAACCAAACCUCUCCACAUAGGAAACGCUGCCCGCAGAGGCCUGGAGGCCGCUCUGCUGGCCAAGAUCGGACUAGUGGGGAAUCCAGCCAUCCUGGACAUUGACAGUGGGUUUGGGGUUUACUACAAAGACUACAGUCCUUCAGCGAUGGCAGACGCGGCUUCUGGUGACUUUAAAUGGAUUCUGGAAGAUCAGGAUGUGGCCAUCAAGCGCAUCCCUGCUCAUCUGGGGAUGCACUGGGUUGUGGAUGCUGCUCUGGCGGUCCGCGGAAAAGUCGAAAACACGGUCGGAAACUUUGACCUCAGUCAGAUACGGCACAUCACACUUCGAGUACCUCCAUCCAAGUAUGUGAACUGCCCCCUGCCUACAACAGAGCACCAGGCAAGGCACUCGUUUCAGUUCAACGCCUGCUCUGCCCUGCUGGAUAACAAAGUGACAGUGGCUUCCUUCAGCGAAGCUCAAAUGAACCGUCCUGUUCUUAAGGCGCUCUUGGACAAAGUGAAGAUGGAGACCCCCAAGGACAACCAUCCCAGCUUUGACAAGAUGUACUGCGAGGUUGAAAUAGAAACAGAGCAUGGGCAGAGUUAUGCAGCCAGAUGUGACACCUUUUAUGGCCACUGGAGGAAGCCACUGAGUCACAAGGACCUGGUGGAGAAGUUCAGUGUGAAUGCAUCUUCGGUGCUCUGCACAGACGGAGUUGAAGGAGUGAUCGAUGUGGUUGGAAACAUUGAAAGAGUGAGAGAAUGCUCAGUGUUAGGUUCCUAUCUGAGGAUGAUAAAACAGCCCACGUCAGCAGUUAUACAUCACGAGAGCUUGGUGAUUAUACAGCAUUUGAGCAAGCCAGUGCAGCAAGUGUGAUAUUUGUGUCAAGCUUUGUAAUAU
Monopterus albus (swamp eel) is the source of this 1509-nucleotide messenger RNA. It is a transcript of the gene acod1, whose product is annotated as aconitate decarboxylase 1. Gene Ontology annotation, molecular function: aconitate decarboxylase activity. Gene Ontology annotation, biological process: defense response. The record is from RefSeq and is a predicted model, not a curated record. Bases 22 to 1485 code for a protein of 487 amino acids. The transcript is spliced from 5 exons. NCBI's taxonomy places the organism in Eukaryota, Metazoa, Chordata, Actinopteri, Synbranchiformes, Synbranchidae. Gene Ontology annotation, cellular component: mitochondrion.